UUUUUUAACGUUUGACUGACGACAAUGAAAACAAACAGACAAGAAGUUAUUUCUUCGCAAAUUUUUAAAAAAUAUUAAAGCUGUUCAUGAAGGUAUAAACUGAAACAGAACGACAUGAAGAAACUUGGCACAAUAAUAUGCCUUCUCGUCGUUGCCUUUGGUCAAGUCUCUAUUGUUCUGUCUGCUCAGCGAGUAAAACGCCAAUUCUCUGCUAUUCAAGCUCUUGCUGGUCAACUUGGAAGCUUUCCUUACACGGCCGUCGGAUGCUUUCGGGAUGCGGUCGCGAAGCCGAGGCCUUUCCCGGAAAUGCUCGCAAACUUUCGUAACCAGAUCGACCUGACCAAUCCCAAUUCGACCAUCGCAAAGUGCGCGGCAAAAGCUUACAUUGGCCAGUUUCAGUAUUUUGGUAUCGAGUACCAGGCUGAGUGUUGGAGCGGGCCUGGGGCAAACUUAACAUACAAUAAGUUCGGUCCAUCUUCUCAGUGCCUGAAUGGACUCGGAGGAGAGGAAUCUUUCUUUGUGUAUAAGUUUAACAAUCCACCAAAACCAUUACCAUCUCCAGCAAGUCUUGGCUGUUUUCCUAAACAUGCCUCAGUCGAACUCAGAGAUGGUCAAAAGAUAACGAUGUCUCAAUUACGACUGGGUCAAGAGAUCAAAACUUUGGAUUUGGCUGGUAGAGAAAAAUACUCUAAAGUUAUUGCUUUCCUACACAGAGAACCCAGUGGCUUGAACAGAUUUCUCAAGUUUCACCUCGAAGGAGGGGCAGAUAUCACCCUCACCCUAGAGCACUUGAUCUAUAUCAUACCCCGAAAAAGCUUAACCCGGAAAGUACUUUUCGCGAGGGAUGUGAAACUUGGUGAUAAGGUUAUAACAUCCGGUGGGGUAUUGAGAUCAGUUUUAAGAAUUGAAGCUGUCCACGAUAUUGGUUUGUACGCACCGCUGACUGCCGAUGGCAGCCUGCUUUCAGACGGAGUUUUUGUCUCCUGUUAUGCGCAUGUGCGAAGCCAUGAUUUAGGUCACAUGAUAAUGGCACCGGUCCGUACCCUGAGAUGGGUCUUGGAGGUAAUAGAAGAGAUGUCAUUGCUACCGCAAACCUUGAACUAUGCCCUUGGUAGUGCCUGGGAUUUCACCGUAAACUUUUAUACAAAUGCACUGUUGGCAUUUGUAAAUUAUUUACCUUUCAAAGACUCCAUAUUAAGUGUCUCGCCAGCAGUUUAAAUAUGGCGAAGAUUUAACUAUAGAUCGUGAAACUAAAAGAUAAGAAACUCCUUGCAUUGUCUUGGUUGACAAAUUCACAACAUUCUGAAUAA
Messenger RNA from Dendronephthya gigantea, 1310 nucleotides. RefSeq names its product protein hedgehog-like. Gene Ontology annotation, biological process: regulation of gene expression; cell fate specification; smoothened signaling pathway. Lineage: Eukaryota; Metazoa; Cnidaria; Anthozoa; Malacalcyonacea; Nephtheidae. The record is from RefSeq and is a predicted model, not a curated record. Gene Ontology annotation, molecular function: patched binding; calcium ion binding. The transcript is spliced from 5 exons. Bases 115 to 1218 code for a protein of 367 amino acids.